Molecule: messenger RNA, 3255 nt
Organism: Amphimedon queenslandica
Lineage: Eukaryota; Metazoa; Porifera; Demospongiae; Haplosclerida; Niphatidae
Product: death-associated protein kinase 1-like
Exons: 13
Coding region: 16-3120 (1034 amino acids)
Biological process (GO): signal transduction
Molecular function (GO): protein binding
Source: RefSeq, a predicted model, not a curated record
UGGUUUGAUAGCAAAAUGCCUAUUCCUCAACAAGUUUUGGAGCAACUGUUUGCUAGUAUAGCAAAGGGUGACCUGAACAAGCUCAUUGCUUUACUUAGAAAACAUCCGCAAUGUGUUAGUGCUACUGAAGAGGAAGGUAUAUCUCUACUCCAUUAUUCUGUAUUGCAAGAUAGACCCGAGAUUGUUAUAUACCUUUCCAAUAAUCCUGACUGUCUACUAACCCCACAAGACAAGCACUAUAGCCACACGCCUCUACAUAUGGCAUGUCUACACGACAAUCACAGGAUGGUCCAACACCUUUUGACAAAGCUGACCACAGACGAAGUGAACAUGCAAGAUAAAUUUGGUUGGACUCCACUGCAUCAUGCAGUGAGAGUAGGCAAUGCUGACAUUUGUAGGACAUUGAUAAAAUAUAGAGCCAAGCCUGACAUUAGAAAUGAACUUGGUAAGACUCCAUUGCACUAUGCUGCACAGCACGGGUACCUUGAUAUAUUGAAGGAGCUCUAUGAACUGGUGACACUAGCAGUCAUUGUCCCUCUACCUAGUGAAUGUUUUGCUCUACCAGUACUUACUUUGCUUCAUUUAUCAGCUCUCAAUGAUCAUGGCUCUGUUGUCAACUGGUUACAAGAGCAGCAGUAUCCUCCUAAUGUCAAAUGUCUAAGAGCCUUGCAUCAAAAUGGAGAGUCCACACAAGAAGAACUGCCUGAAGACACUGCUCUUGCAAGAGGUCAUCACAAUCUAAAAUCAGUUCUACACUCAUACAGACAACAAUAUGAGUCAUGGAUGCACGAGAUUACCAGUGGCCAUGCUCACCUUGAGCAUAUAAAGCUCUCACUCUUCGGUCCGUCCAAUAGCGGUAAAACCUGUUUGAGAGACUCGUUAGAACGGAGUACCCUCCAGCUGCUACUGGGACGAGAGAGCGAGGCCCCACAAGAGGAAGGAGAGGGAGGAGGAGGAAAGAAGAGACAUACUUACGGGAUCGAAAUUAGAGAUUUAAAAAUAUCCGGUGGCAACGAGACCUAUCACGUCUGGGAUUUUUCCGGAGACCUUGGUUCCUACACGUCUCACUCUCAUUUCCUCAGCACUGGUCACACCAUAUACACGCUGGUACUAGACCUGAGCCAGCCUUUACCUCAGAUACGCUCGGAUGCACUCUAUUGGUUAGGGCUCAUCAAAAUGAGGAACCUUGGUAAGAGAAUACCAUACCAACACAGGGAGAGGCUAGAUACAGCCAGACUCUCUCCAAAGGUACAGCAAAAGGUAGUCAAGGGAGGCACUCUAUCCAGAUUAAGGACAGUCUCUGUACCUGCUGUUACCAAGUUCCGUUCUCGUCUUUAUAGUUCUAGUUUUGGUGGGUUCUCGGCCUCUUUGAAACCCAAAAUGUCUCGUUCAACUUCUCCUUCUCGCUUGAGUCCACUCAGCCCAUCUCAAUCCUCUACUCUAUUACCAGGUGUAUCUCCUCAUGAUGUUCCUAUCUCUUUUCCCUCUCCUCAUCUCUCUCCCUCUUCCCCUCUCUCCCCUUACUCUGAAGUGGGGGACCUACCAGCCUGGUCCACUGUCCCGGUUAUUGUUGUUGGCUCUCAUUACGAUCUUUUGUCUGAGAAACUUCGCUCUGAAGUCAUUCAGAAUCUUGAGGGUUUUUUUAGCGAAAUGGCAUCAAAGUUUUAUCCUUUUCUUGAGCUCCUUCCACGCGUCAUACACAUGAACUGCGUGAAGCCGACCAGCUCUGAUAUCAAACUGUUAAAGGAACAAAUUAGUUUGUUUAGAGCUGUACAAACUGAAAGUGAACAAGUGUAUCCACUUAUUUUUGAUAAAGUUAUUAAGAAAAUUGAAUCGAUAAAACAGCAAUCACCAGAAAUGAAGGUCAUGGAAUUUAAUGAAUUUUGUCUCAUGAUACAGUCGAAUGUCAACAAGCUCCUCUCUGAUCAACAGAUUACCUAUAUACUCAAGUGUAUAUCUGACACUGGAGUGAUUACGUAUAUUGAUCACGGCCCCCUUGGUAAGUGGGUCUUUCUCGACUCAUCCUGGCUCUGUCAUGAUGUACUAGGCCACGCCCUAGCCCCGCCCACACAUCCAAACGCUCCUCUAAGAGAAUACAAGACUCAUUUUCUCACCGAGGAACAGAUAGUCGAAGCCUUUCCACAUCUUUCCUUUAAUCACUACUAUCGGACGCUUUUUCUCGAGUUACUGUGUCACUUUGAAGUUUGUGCCAAGUCCAAGUCAACCCAUCAGUAUGUGUUCCCAGCCCUAGUCGGACCCGAAGCUGACCAAUCAGAUUGGACGAAAAUGUCAAGCCCUGUUCCUUAUGUUGGGCGUCGUCUGGUCGUCAUGGAUACCAAUGAGUUCUUCCCAUUGGGGUUUUUCCCUCGUCUACAGGUACACAUAGUUUCCAUGACGACCAUGAAAGACAAGACUAGUCUCUACAAAGAUCACUUAAUCAUUGAUUCGUCUCAAUAUCAGAUACUCAUUAAGAUCGCUAUCGAUGGAUCUUCAAUCGAUCUGAUUGGUCGUUUGAAAGAGGGGGUGGAGGCUCACUUAGGUGGUAACAGGUGCAUCCAGUCAAUAGAUUACAUUCAGGGUAUCAUUAUAAAGCUGAUGAGGCUCAUAGUGCCUGCUGUGUUCCUUCAAUGGCUCACUCUUAGCUCAAAAGAUCUAGCGAACCAUUCUCCUUCACCGCAUUCGUUUCAUUCUUCAGAGAUAGCUGAUGUACUGAAGGAUGGUAGGAGUCUAUGGAACGAAGGAUCUCAAGUCCUUGAGAGUGUAGAGUCCUUACUGUUCUUCAAUAGCAGCAGGGUGAUGAGCUCCUUCACUGGUAGAGGAUGCUACGUGACAUUCAUACAAGAUGAGAUAUUAUCUAAAAUUGAUAACCUCCUCAGCGAAGAUGAUGAACAACCUGGUUGGACUGCACUAGCUAAACAGCUCAAUCUCUCUGAGUACAUUGACAUACUCAGGAGUCAAGAGGAGCCCAGCAAGAAACUUAUCCUCAAAUGGGGAGAGAAGCCGCGAUGGACAGUUGAUAGUUUGUUCUAUGCACUUCAAGAGAUAGGAAGAGUUGAUGCUUACAAUUUAGUGAGGGCAAGAAUUGAUAAAAAAUAUUCAGCUAAUCAAGUUACAAAUUAAUCAAUUAUUAUUAUUAUUAAUUGUAUCAUAGUUUGAAUUGUCCCUUAAAAAUAUUAACUAUCCUAUAAUAAUAAUUAUUAUUAUAACAAUAGACAAUCAAUAAUAAUUGUGAAUUCAAACAAAAAUUGUUACUUA